Blastomyces gilchristii SLH14081 is the source of this 1913-nucleotide messenger RNA. Its product is annotated as tRNA wybutosine-synthesizing protein 2. The coding region runs from base 124 to 1647 and encodes 507 amino acids. Gene Ontology annotation, cellular component: cytoplasm. Gene Ontology annotation, molecular function: tRNA methyltransferase activity; S-adenosylmethionine-dependent methyltransferase activity. The transcript has a single exon. NCBI's taxonomy places the organism in Eukaryota, Fungi, Ascomycota, Eurotiomycetes, Onygenales, Ajellomycetaceae. The record is from RefSeq and is a predicted model, not a curated record. Gene Ontology annotation, biological process: wybutosine biosynthetic process; tRNA methylation.
GAAACAUAACAUUUUACUCGUUUUCGUUAUCUCCCGUUUGUUAGUAUAAAUUUUCCGGUGCAGAACGGCUGCCAUGAUCAUACGUGUAUAAAAAACGUUGAAACAACUGUCCCACCUGGCCAAAUGGUAUCCCCCAGCGGAACACCUCCAGAUGAGGAUAUAGUCCAGAUAAAUGCCACUAUGAACGAUAAUGACGACGUCAAUGAGAACGCUAUGAACAUUCAAAAAGAAGAUAUUCCCACCUCUUACCCCCCAGCAACCAAGCUUGCUAAAUCCUCGUCUCGCCCGCCUAAACCAAAGAAUAUCUCCAACCCUCUACAAACUGGAAUACUCACCUAUCUCAAGAACCACCGGCACCAACUCAAUAUACAUACAUCUCCUAAUCCCGUUUCACUAUCAAUCCCCCUGCCAAAGAGAUUCACAAUUUACCCACCUCUCCUUUUACUACCAUCAAACACAUUCUCCUCGCCACCCGAGUGGGCGGCGCUCUACAGUACUCUAUCCAACAUACAGCGCCAGGAACUUUAUGCAUGCAUAGCUGCAUCCUUUGCAUCCAAGGGCAUCACGCACAUCGCGAUGAACGCGCCCAUAGCUCCGACUAUGACUACGACAGCCACUCCUAGCGUUGAGAAUCGUAUUCGGAGCCCGUCAGGGUUGGUGCCUUUGUAUGGGGAUUUUGGGGCGGGGAGUAAUGAUGGUGAUGAGGAUGUAUGGGGAGAAUGCGAAGACGCUGAAGAAAAAGAAGCCUAUCCAACAGAGGCGGCGUUGCAGUCUGCGUUGUGGGUUCGUGCGGUGCAGAAUCGUGGCAUCGUGCAGAUUUGGGCGCCGUUGCAUUCCAUGUUUAGUCGGGGGAAUGUUGUGGAGAAGGCGAGGAUUUUGGGGAUUGAGUCCCAGUUUGCAGGGCUUGAUGAUGAUGAUGAUGAUGAUGGACAGGGGGAGGUGGAGGGGAAGAGACUACUGGGUCAGCGAGUGGGGGAUAUUGCGGUUGUUGAUAUGUAUGCUGGCAUUGGCUACUUUGUGUUUUCGUACCUGAAGCGAGGGGUCGGGAGGGUAUGGGGCUGGGAGAUUAAUGGGUGGUCGAUUGAAGGGUUAUGUAGGGGAUGUAAAGAUAAUGGAUGGGGGGUGAAGGUGGUCAAGGUCGAUAAGCAAACGGGCGAGAUAGAAGGGGGAAUUGACGGGUUAGUUAGGGAGUUGAGAGAGGAAGAUCGUAUGGUAGUUUUCCAUGGCGAUAACAAGUUUGCAGCGGAUGUGUUGAGGGCGCUGAAAGAGGCACUGCAGCAGAGGAAGAUGUGGAAGCGCAUCCGGCAUGUUAACCUUGGGCUAUUACCAACUUCUAAGCCGGCAUGGGAUGGGGCUGUGAGGGUUCUGGAUAUGGAGGCGGGAGGUUGGAUACAUGUUCACGAAAAUGUGGAUGUGAAGGAUAUCAGGAUGAUGGAAGAGGAUAUUGUUAUAGAGAUUAAUUCUCUACUCCGAUCAUCUCGAGGUAGCGGACAGCUAUCAUCGUUCUCUCAUUCUUCUAUUCCAGCAGCGAAGUGUAUCCAUGUGGAAAGAGUUAAAACAUAUGCCCCAGGCGUGAUGCAUUGCGUUUUUGACGUUUAUAUACCACCUUCCCCUGGCUGGUUGGAAUCGGGCAAUAGAUUAACCUGAUGCGUAGUAUAUCUAUUCAACAUUAUGAAAUCUAUAAACCUCCAUUCCCUUCUUUUUGAUGCUGAGUAUAUUCAACGAAAGAAAAAAAGAGAUAACGUAAAAUAACAUACAAUGCAUGGGAAUAUAGUUUACAGAAAAUCUCACUCAAACCCAUAUCACAAACGUGUGCAUUCGUAUCUUUCUAAACAAGACAUUAAUGCGUUUCAAGUAUGGCGGCCCCGUAAAUAACGGUGUCGCUAAAGCAAAAAAGACAAGAAAACCCAGAA